GCUUUGACUGAACCUAAAAUACACCAGAAUUUAGUUCCCGGUUCAAUUCAGGCUCAGGUAGCUUUUUGAGGUGUUGAGGACUGCAGAUUACUGUCGAAUGCUCUGCAUUCCAGCGGCCCUCACUCUGUUGGUACAGACUAACCCCCUACAGCGGGCAGGCAGACGUGCCCGAUUCAAUAGCAACUCCUUUUACAAAAACAUACCGUCGGGAUGUGACGGCCUGUGUCCGGCUGGACUACAUGGGGGUGGGCUGCUUUAAGGACGAAGCGUCAUUGAACUGACUGCUAACGUUCUCUAACUUCCAACCCCUCCCCCCCCCUGUUUUUUUUUAUAAAAAGUACAGUUAUUAAGUGCCAGAGAUUUAUUACAAGCCUGUGAUACAAAGGCACAGCAGCGUCUGGCAAAAGGGUAAAUGUUAUCUUGCAGGAGGUUAACCUGAAGCGAAGGGAAAUUAUCCGAUUUUUGUAAAUCGCAAGACUCCCUGGAUUUAAAGAGACAGGGCUUGUGGAUGCAAGCUGUAAUGAUGUUUGAUCGGAGUGUGGUCCUCCUCCUGCUGGCUAGUUUGCCCCUGUGCCUUGCACAGAUUGGUGCGUUCUACAUUAACGGCAAUGGGAAUGGCAAUGGGAACGGUGAGUACUACAACAGCGUCAAGCUCCAUAUCGAAACCCAAAAGGACAGACUGUUUGCAUACCGAGGGGAGAAUGUGACCCUGGCUUGUCACUACCAUUAUGAGCCGGCAGUGAACGUGACCCGAAAGGUCAGAGUUAAAUGGUCCAAGCUCAACAUGGAUUUCUCCAAAGAGAGUGACGUGAUUGUGGCAAUUGGACUGCGCCAUCGCAGUUUCGGGGAGUUCAGGGGUCGCGUCUACCUGCAGCAGAAUGACGAGCGUGAGGCAUCGUUGGUUAUCACUGACGUCAGGCUGGAGGAUUAUGGGAAAUACAAGUGUGAAGUGAUUGACGGACUGGAGGAUGAAAGCAGCAUUGUUGAGCUGGAGUUACGAGGUGUGGUCUUCCCUUACCAGCCCCACCAUGGCCGAUACCAGCUGAACUUCCAUGAAGCCAAGCAAGCCUGCGAGGAGCAGGAUGCCAUGAUCGCCUCCUUCGAGCAGUUGUUCCAGGCCUGGGAGGAGGGAUUAGAUUGGUGCAACGCUGGCUGGCUGAUGGAUGGCUCAGUGCAGUACCCCAUCACAAUACCACGUGGACCAUGUGGGGGCAAGCACAACUCAGCGGGCGUCCGGAACUAUGGGCAGCGGCACAAACACCUCCACCGAUACGAUGUAUUUUGUUUUGCCUCAACUUUGAAAGGUAAAUUGUACUUCCGACGCCGUCCGCUGAAGUUCACCUUUGAUGAAGCGGUUAAAGCCUGCCGUGACGAUGGCGGUGAGAUUGCUAAAGUGGGCCAGCUCUACGCCGCCUGGAAGUUCCAAAAGUUUGACCGCUGUGAGGCCGGCUGGGUCGCCGACGGCAGUGUUCGCUACCCCAUUGCCUUCCCACGGCCCAAAUGUGGCCCACCAGAGCCUGGGGUUCGCACCUUUGGCUUCCCAAGGAAGGAGAAUGGGAGGUUUGGGGUCUACUGCUUUAAGUUGAGUUAAAGGCCAGGGUCUGUGGCUGUGUCGAUCACAGGAGGACCUGUACUCAAUCGCCUUCAUGGAUUAUUGUGGCAGUACUCAUCUUUAAAGGUGAAAUCAGAUUAUUUAAGAAAACAGUUAGAAGAUAACAUUGUGAUUCCCAAAUCUACCUAAGUCAACUUGGAGAAUCCUUUCUAAUUUCUAUUAAUUUGAGAUUUCCUGUAUACAUCUAUAUUUUUGAUUUCCAUAGUAUAUAGACUUAUAUUCACUUCAGGAGGACCUUGUGGAAAGAAAAAAAACUAAACCCAGCCUGCAAGGAUUCACUAAAGCAGCUUUUAAAAAUCAAAAUGUCCCAUUAUACUGUGAGACUCCAUGCCGUCACUUUUGCGUUCAGAAUCUCUCUACCCCCGACUUCUCCCCUGCUUCCCUCUUCCCUCAUUCCUUUUUGUUUCUCCGUCGAUCUAUCUUUAUGUAAGAGCCCACAGUAGUCCAAGCAGUGAUCUCAGUCAUAGCAACCAGGAAUCAAAUCAACUUGUUUGGAGGCAAAGACCUUAGUGUUGCAGUGUCAGGUACCCAAUGUGCAACCAUGAGUCUGGCAUUUACCAAAUAAGUCCACUUUAUGACCUUUAGAUUAUUUGAAUUGAAAUAUAAUAAUGCAGCACAUUAUACUAUGUAUAUUAGCAAACUGAGCUCAGUUCAAUCGUUGACAUUUGGGGGUGCCACAAUGGCUCAGUGGUUAGCACCACUGCCUCACAGCGGGAGAGACCUGAGUUCAAUUCCAACCUCGGG
Chiloscyllium plagiosum (whitespotted bambooshark) is the source of this 2356-nucleotide messenger RNA. RefSeq names its product hyaluronan and proteoglycan link protein 3-like. Gene Ontology annotation, cellular component: synapse; perineuronal net. The record is from RefSeq and is a predicted model, not a curated record. Gene Ontology annotation, biological process: positive regulation of neuroblast proliferation; central nervous system development; cell adhesion. Lineage: Eukaryota; Metazoa; Chordata; Chondrichthyes; Orectolobiformes; Hemiscylliidae. Gene Ontology annotation, molecular function: hyaluronic acid binding.